AUGUACAAUAUAUACAAAGAAAAGCCAUUCUACAAGCGAGCGUACGUAGCUCCUCUGUACUUCCUCCCUGUUCUAGCAUUGAAAAGCAACUAUCCCCAGGUGGUGAUUGUGUUUACAUUGCUACUCUCUGGAACGAUGUUUCUAUCGACAUUCUGGUCUGACCGAGUUCAUAUCUUAUUUUCAAUGGAUCUUAACACCGAGGGAGAUUAUAUACAGUACCUAGGUUCCCUGUGUAAACUCAGUGACGGAGCUUUUGAAUUUGAAAAGUCUGGAUAUCUCUUAACUGGUGAAAAGAUUGUUAGACUCCGAGCUGAUACAAAAAGGCCUUUUGAAUAUUAUGAGAAAUGGCAAGAGAGAAAGGAAGAAUUUGUUGAAUCUGGGCUUCUGAAACAUUUCAAAAAGAAUAGGUUUGAUAUUGUACCUCCAUCUUUUUUCCAGUUGUUUUUACAGCAUGCUGUGUCUCCGCUGUUUGUAUUCCAAGUGUUUUCAGGGCUUCUUUGGUGUCUUGACGAGUACGUCUACCAAGCGAUAUUCAGUCUUGUGAUGUUAGUUGUUCUUGAGUCUGGACUUGUUUUUCAAAGAAUGGUUACGGCCAGACACUUCAAAAAGAUGAGUCAUGCCAAGGUUAAUGUCGAGGUCUUAUAUGAUAGUAGAUCAUGCAGAAAGAGCGAAGAUAAAACUGUAUCAUCUGAGGAUUUAUUUCCUGGGGACGUUAUCAGAAUCAAAUCUACUAUGAGUGUCCCCUGCGAUCUUCUGCUGGUUAAGGGGUCUUGUGCAGUGAACGAGGCAAUGCUUUCUGGAGAAUCUGUUCCUCUUGCAAAGGAAGAUAUUUCCGAAAGAAAUCCAAAAGAUACAUUUGACAGGAGUAAAGAUAAAAAACAUAUCCUGUAUGCAGGAACGGAGAUAGUGAUGAUAAAAGACUCUCCUUUAGUGUGUUUUGUACUUCAUACGGGGUUUGAAACUGAAAAAGGUGGGCUUGUAAGGAAAAUGAUGUGUACAGAAGAGGUGACUGUGAACGACAGAGAAGCAUUUAUUUUUAUAUUUGCCCUCCUCGUGUUUGCAAUUAUUGCGUCAUUCUAUGCAUAUAAAGAGGGAAAGAAGAUGGGGAAAUCCAACUACAAACUACUUUUGGAAGUAAUUUUGAUUUUAACAAAUGUAGUUCCCACAGAACUUCCAAUGGAGUUAAGCAUGGCAGUCAACAGUUGUGUCCGGGCUCUUAUUCAAAAGGGAGUUUAUUGUUUGGAGCCCUUUCGAAUUCCGUAUGCCGGAAAGGUAAAUGUGUGCUGCUUCGACAAGACUGGAACAUUAACAGAAACAGUUAUGGAAGUUGCGGGGAUUAAGCAUGAGACAGAAAACUCAACUGAUGUACUUUCCAGCUGUCAUUCUUUGUUAUUACUUGAAGGGAAAGUAACGGGUGACCCUCUAGAAACAAGUACUUAUGAAUACUUAAAAAACAAGAAGUCACUAGGGAGCAAAUGCUUUGAGUACCAAGUUCUUAAGACAUACUCCUUUUGCUCGGAACUAAAGAGAAUGACAGUGGUGGUGGAGAAAGAAGGAAAGAGAUUUGUUGGGAUGAAGGGAGCUCCCGAAGUUGUCAAGGAGUAUCUAAGUUCUGUACCCGACUUCUAUGAUGACUAUAAGGAAUAUGCAGCCGAUGGGUAUCGUGUGCUUGCACUUGGGUUCAAGCCUACCAGUAAGCAAGACAAAUAUGUCCGAAAAGACAUGGAAUCAGGUUUAUCUUUCGCAGGAUUUGUCUUGUUUGACUGCAAAUUGAAGAAGGAUGUAAGAGAAACAAUUGAGGCUCUUCAUAUAUCAGGGCAUAAAGUGAUAAUGAUAACUGGAGAUAAUGUGCUAACUGCAAGGAAUGUUUCCAAAAAGAUCGGGAUAUCUACAAAAGCUGUAGAAGGAGCAGAAAUAGAUAAGGUAUUAGAAAGUGAUGAAUUUCCAUCCAUAUCGAUUUUUGCUAGGGCCGAUCCUAUUCACAAAGAGAAGAUCAUUGAGAAAUACAACAAGAUGGGAAAGUACACACUGAUGUGUGGGGAUGGGACAAAUGAUGUUGGAGCACUAAAGAGUGCCCAUGUGGGAAUAGCUCUUAUGGAAGCACCGGUGAUUGUUCGCAAGGAGAAAAAGGAAAAAACCAAGGAGGAGAACAUUAUGGAAAGUCUUUCAAAAGAUAUAGGAGAAGAGAAGAUCAAUCUUGGAGAUGCAAGUGUUGCAGCGCCAUUUACAGCAAAGACAGGGUCGCUUGAUUCUGUUCUUGAUAUCAUAAGACAAGGAAGAAGUGCCUUGGUAACAACCAUUCAAAUGUACAAGAUUCUGGCAUUGAAUUCCCUUGUCAGUGCAUUCUCUUUGAGUGUUUUGGAUUGCAUGGGUGUUAGAUAUGGAGAUGUGCAGUUGACUGUUUCUGGACUCCUCAUUGGAUUUGCAUUUAUGUUCCUGACCCAAAGCCAGCCUCUUAAGGAAAUAAGCAAAAAAAGGCCCUUGACAAACAUAAUCAACUCGUACAUCAUCUCCUCUGUUGUUCUCCAGGUUAUCGUUCAUAUAGCUUCCUUCUUUAUCAUGAUAAGAAGAAUAAGGGAUGUAGAGACGCCUGUGUACAACGAAAAGUUUUCUCCUUCAUUAAUGAACUCUGCUCUAUUCUUCCUAUCGACAACACAGCAGAUAUCGACGUUUCUUGUAAACUACAUAGGAAGGCCUUUUAGAGAAAGCUUGGUGGAAAACAAAAAGCUACUUGGAUGUCUUACUAUCUUGCUCCUUUUUAUACAUCAACUCGUGAUGGGGAAUAACGACGAACUUCGAGCAAAGAUGGAAAUUGUUGACAUGGGCAAUGUAAAGGUAUUUGUUUAUAGUGUGUUAGUGAUGGAUAUAGUGUUGUGUUACUUGGUGGAAAAAACAUGCUUCUACAUGUUCAUGCUCUAA
This is a messenger RNA of Encephalitozoon intestinalis ATCC 50506, 2919 nucleotides long. Its product is annotated as P-ATPase-V. The transcript has a single exon. Gene Ontology annotation, molecular function: ATP hydrolysis activity; P-type ion transporter activity; ATP binding. The coding region runs from base 1 to 2919 and encodes 972 amino acids. The record is from RefSeq and is a predicted model, not a curated record. Gene Ontology annotation, cellular component: endoplasmic reticulum membrane. Gene Ontology annotation, biological process: intracellular calcium ion homeostasis. Lineage: Eukaryota; Fungi; Microsporidia; Unikaryonidae.